Messenger RNA from Botrytis byssoidea, 1213 nucleotides. RefSeq lists its product as uncharacterized. The coding region runs from base 1 to 1116 and encodes 371 amino acids. The record is from RefSeq and is a predicted model, not a curated record. The transcript is spliced from 3 exons. NCBI's taxonomy places the organism in Eukaryota, Fungi, Ascomycota, Leotiomycetes, Helotiales, Sclerotiniaceae.
AUGUCGUAUAACAAGCAUACCGUUGGCAGUUUUUUGCAACAGCUGAAAAAUUACGAUGCAAACCAGAGUAUUGAAUCUUUGUUGCAUGAUGAAGAGUUCGCUAGCCUUCUUCGUAGCAUCUUCAUAUCUCUACCUUCAGAAUUCCAAAGCACAGCCCGAGAGAUGCUCACCAAGACCAACCAACGCGAGAAAAAGAAGACGAAAAGCCCAGCAUUAUCAGCAGUCAUUGAGAUCCAAAAUAUUGCUCUACCGCCCACUAUACAAGAUCACUAUUGGUUGUGGAAGGAGAAUCCUUCGCGAUUCUGGCAUCCCGUUGGAAUUUCGCAUGCCAAUCAAUCAGUCGAGUUCAUCGCAGUCGAAGCAUACCUUGCAGUCCGAAGGCUCCGUCAGCGACAAGUGCACGAUACCAUCCUUUGGAGGCUCCACGCUAGCUUCUUUUACCAGCUGGCAUUGUUGUUAGGGCAGGGUAAAAGGUUGGCACUGGCUGACUUACACAACAAUCGCUAUCAACGAUUGGUCAAGGCCCUCGCACAGUGCGAGAAGAUCACUGACGAGGAAACUGUUAUUAAAGCGAACCUGCAACUUUGGGCUGCUACUGGGUCGAGAUACAACAAAAUUUGUAUGGCUCUUGACAAAGGCGCGUUGUUUUUGCUUCCUCAUAUAUCAGACGCUGUAUGGGAGAAUACCAAAUAUCUAAAAGGUGCAGAAUUCGGUGAUGCAAUGUCCCAUCUGAGGAGUCAGGGCAUCAUGGAGCUAUCAGUUCAGCUUGAGGCUGACGUCGUAGCUAACCGAAUUCUCAAUGCUGCGCUUGACCCUUUCAAAUGGGAUGUUGUUGAUUCAAGGACUUUCGCUGCCAAUCAAUCAAUCGAGGCAAAGAUCGUUUCCAUUGAACCAUACGCUGAGUCGAAAGUUGUUGAAGCAGGUUCCUCCAUCGUAUCACAAGCUGUUACUGCCGGUCCGUCCAGCGGGCCAAGGGCUCUUGACACGAAGCUAAUUUCGAUCACUUCGCUAUUAAAUCCUCCAGAUGCGGCACAUCAAUCUGAUGAGAAAUCGAGAGACAUAAAUUUACAUUUGCAGUCGCGCAACUCCACUGAGAAGCCACAACGUAUCAAUUGAGUCUCCACUUAUGAUUCAACGCUUUCAUAGUACCCGUAACGGUCGGUCCCAGGUAUGAUUAUGUCAGGUGGAUGAGGGGAUGGAGAGGAAAAUUCCU